Messenger RNA from Aaosphaeria arxii CBS 175.79, 1483 nucleotides. RefSeq names its product autophagy-related protein-like protein 3. Gene Ontology annotation, biological process: nucleophagy; autophagy of mitochondrion; autophagosome assembly. Bases 159 to 1217 code for a protein of 352 amino acids. The transcript is spliced from 3 exons. The record is from RefSeq and is a predicted model, not a curated record. NCBI's taxonomy places the organism in Eukaryota, Fungi, Ascomycota, Dothideomycetes, Pleosporales. Gene Ontology annotation, cellular component: cytoplasmic ubiquitin ligase complex; cytosol. Gene Ontology annotation, molecular function: Atg8-family ligase activity.
CCCGCAACAGAUCAUCUCUCUUCCACAGUACAUACAUCAACACCCCGCACAGUUAUACCACAACCACCAUUUGCGUCUCAAUCACAAACAACCCCACGAAAACACCUUAAGCAAACUGUUCGAAACUACAAAAAGCCAUAUCAGAUACGCCCUCCAUUAUGGCCUACAACUUCGUGCGUUCAUAUAUAGACACUUUUCGCGAACGAACCGCGGCCAUCAGCCACACUUCGACCUUCCGCAGUACUGGCCAGCUCACGCCAGAGGAGUUCGUCCUAGCUGGUGACUUCCUAGUAUUCAAGUUUCCUUCCUGGGAGUGGGCAGAUGCUUCAUCUCCCGCGAAACGCUCCCCACAUUUCCCUCCUGGAAAGCAGUUCCUAGUCACCCGCGGUGUUCCCUGCCAUCGCCGCCUUGAUGACAACUUCGCCGGGGAUGCGGGUCAGGACGAAACCCUCGUUGGGGAUGGAUUCGCAUCGGGCGAGGGACAGGCAGACGACGAUGGCUGGCUCAGGACUGGUGGUAUGGCAGCAAGUCAAGAGGCAAAGGUUCGGGAUGUGAGGACAGUGGACGAAAGUGGCAACCUAGGAGCCGCAGAGGAAGAGGAGGAGAUUCCCGAUAUGGAAGAUGAGGAUGAUGAGGAGGCUAUAAUAAGAGAACCUCAAGGAAGCGGAAGCACUUCAGCUCCCCUUCGUACCUACACCCUAUAUAUCUGCUACUCGGCACACUACAGAACACCUCGACUAUAUCUAUCCGGCUAUGGCGCAACAUCGGUCCCGCUGAGUCCACGAGAGAUGAUGGAGGAUAUUGUCGGUGACUAUAAGGACAAGACGGUGACAAUCGAAGAUCAUCCUUUCUUUGAUCAUGCGGUCAAGACAGCCUCAGUUCAUCCUUGCAAGCAUGCUUCCGUCAUGAAGGUUCUAUUAGAUCGCGCCGACGCAGCUUUGAAGCUUCGACUAGCGAAGCUUAAGGCCGGCAAAGAUGUUGGCAAAGUCGACAGCGGCAUGGAAGGCUUAGUAGACGAUACGAAGCUACUCAAGCUAACGGAGCAGGCCAAGACAAAGGACGGCGAUGAAUCAAAGGACAAUGAAUGGGAUCUUGUGGAAGGCAGCAGUGAGGAAGACGAGGUUGCUAUUCGCGUCGACCAAUACCUUGUCGUCUUCCUUAAAUUCAUGGCCAGUGUCACUCCCGGGAUCGAACAUGACUUCACCAUGGGAGUGUGAUACAUAUAUAUGAAUUUCUAUUCCUAUACCAUAAGCUUUCUUUCGACUCGUUUGCUACAAUGUACUGGGCGAACGAGUAUAUCUCUUGUUUUGGCGUCGGUUCACAUGAUUCAAUAUGGGCAUAAGGGCAAGCGGGCGUACCUCCUGACAGGAAAGGCGGUAUUGUAUAUUUUGCUAAAUAUGGAAAGUGCACAACAUUGAUAUCAAUCUGCGCGUUUGCGUGCUCAGUACAGUAACACAUUAGCAACUAAACAUUUUGUUAAACA